Peromyscus leucopus (white-footed mouse) is the source of this 3218-nucleotide messenger RNA. RefSeq names its product biotinidase (gene Btd). The record is from RefSeq and is a predicted model, not a curated record. Gene Ontology annotation, molecular function: hydrolase activity, acting on carbon-nitrogen (but not peptide) bonds, in linear amides. The transcript has 3 exons. Lineage: Eukaryota; Metazoa; Chordata; Mammalia; Rodentia; Cricetidae. Bases 1480 to 2916 code for a protein of 478 amino acids.
GAAGCCCUGCCUAGGUCUUUGUGUGCCUUUGCCUAGGAUUCAAUGGUGAAUUGUAAACAAGAGCUAGGGUUUGGGUCUGGUGCUGUAGCCAGCUGGUCCAGAAUGGGUGCAGUUUGGGCAGUAGGAAUUUGCACAGCCCACCCCUGGGGGACUAUGAUAUUUACAAAGGAAAAACAAAACAAAAUAAAAAACCAACACCUUGAAAACCAUUGAGCGCAGUGAACUCCAUGCUCCGAAAAGCAUUCUGAGCAUAUGGGAACUUGUAAGUGCCCACAGAACUGCUGCCGGCUGUCUGCACAUCGUCUGGGGUGCACUCCAUCCAGAUGGGGAGCCCUUAGUCCAGACAGAACAGGACCCCAGGCCCGCACCUUUGCAAGCCAGAAAAGGUGGAGGUGGAGGAUAGGCUCCCCUGGGACAGGGAGGAGUGUGCUGCCUUUAGAAGAAGCUGUGGGGCGGGGAAGGCUGGGACCAAGCGAGUCUGAGCUUCAUCCCUGCUGGUGUGCUCACCAAGCCCAGCUGCUUAGGAAUGCCUGCUGCGCUGAUUGAGAAGAGAGUCAAACCUCUGCCUCUGCUGCUGGCGUAGACCUGGCCAUGCCAGCAGAUCCCAUCACCCCCAUGCCCACACCUCGUGACCUGAAAGGACACAGCUCUCACUUCUUGGUGCAUUUUAAAGUCCCGGGCUAGUUAGUGUGUAUGGUUCGGCACCCUCAUGGAUGGCACUCUGUUGUCCCAACUUGGCACCUGGCUUUGUGGCCACCCUCAGUAGCUCAGAACACACUACUUUCCAGGUCCACGUGUUCCAUUGUGCAACUUCUGGGAAGGUUUUGACCAUAGUCUGACCCUGAGCUCAGAAAAGCAGCGGAAUUCCACCUUCUGCACACCUGGAGGUAGUUUAGCUGCCCCGGUCCCCCGGGAGAAGAUUGAGCUUCCAGUCCUCUCCAGGCUUCUGCUUAAACUCUGGGCACAUCCCCACUGCUGUCUGAGAGGGUGGUGGCAGGCUUCUCUCAGCGCUCCUGCUCCAGAUGCUGUUCCCAGUACACUUCUGGCAAUAACACCACACUGUGUUUCCAGGGCGCUUCCUUUGACACAGACCUCCCCCCCCCCACUUGGGCGGUCAGCUGACAACCCGAGCAAGCCUCCUCCUCGGAGCUGCUCACCACUCCGGCCUGUCGGGCUAUUUAGGGACCUUUUCCUGACAGCCACAUAGCAUUCACGCAUUUGAUACUUAUCCCAUUUAUGUCUCUGCUGAAGUCAGUGUAAAAUAAAUCCCAGCUGUACCUGUAGGCCUCCCACCAGCACUGACCCACACAAGGGCAGGUCCUGUGGAGGAGGCUCUUAACGGCACAGUGCCACCUCAGCGCCUGCAGGUUCACCUCUCCUGGCAGGAUCCUCCAUCUGUCCGGGGCGCCUACCAAAUGGAGCUCUCCGCUUGGAGCUCCCAUCGUGGUCCUGUGAGCAGCGCCAGCUGCUCAGCUGCUUAUGCGCUCUCCGGCGCCUCAGCUCCUCGGCCGGGCUUGUGGCUUGGAGCUCCACAGCAGACUCCCCGAAGACAGGAGCUCCUCCCAGGCUCCCCCGGCACAGAGGGAAGACGAGGGCGUGCAGAUUAUAGUGUUCCCAGAAGAUGGCAUCCAUGGGUUCAACUUUACAAGAACAUCCAUUUACCCAUUUCUGGACUUCAUGCCAUCACCCAGGCUGGUCAGGUGGAACCCAUGUCUGGAGCCCUUUCGGUUCAAUGACACCGAGGUCCUCCAGCGCCUGAGCUGUAUGGCCAUCAAGGGACAGAUGUUCUUGGUGGCCAAUCUGGGCACAAAACAACCUUGCCUUCACAGUGACCCCGGGUGCCCACCUGAUGGGAGAUACCAGUUUAAUACAAAUGUGGUGUUCAGCACCAACGGGACCCUUGUUGACCGCUACCGUAAACACAACCUGUACUUUGAGGCAGCCUUUGAUACCCCUGCCGAGGUGGACCUCAUCACCUUCGACACGCCCUUUGCUGGCAGGUUCGGCGUGUUCACUUGCUUUGACAUCCUGUUCUUUGACCCCACCAUCCAGCUCCUCAGAGACGCUGAGGUGAAGCACAUUGUGUACCCCACAGCCUGGAUGAACCAGCUGCCACUCUUGGCAGCCAUUGAGAUUCAGAAGGCAUUCGCCACAGCCUUUGGUGUCAGUGUCCUGGCAGCUAACAUCCACCAUCCGACUCUGGGGAUGACUGGCAGUGGCAUUCACACCCCUCUGAAGUCCUUUUGGUACCAUGACAUGGACCACCCCAAAGGCCACCUUAUAAUUGCCCAGGUAGCCACAAACCCGCUGGGCCUUGUUGGGACAGAGAAUACAACUAGUGAAAUGGACGCAUCCCAUAGUAAGUUCUUAAAAAUCCUGUCCGGCGACCCAUACUGUGAGAAGGAUGCCCAGGAAGUACACUGUGAUGAGGCUGCCAAGUGGAACAUGAACGCACCACCUACUUUCCACUCGGAGAUGAUGUAUGACAAUUUCACCCUGGUCCCUGUCUGGGGAAAGGAAGGCUACCUCCAGGUCUGCUCUAACAGUCUCUGCUGUCACUUACUCUACGAGAGGCCCGCCCUGUCCAAUGAGCUGUAUGCCCUGGGCGUCUUCGAUGGACUCCACACAGUGCAUGGCAGUUACUACAUUCAAGUCUGUGCCCUGGUCAAGUGUGGAGGUCUCGGCUUUGACACUUGCGGGCAGGAGAUCACAGAGGCCCAGGGCCUAUUUGACUUUCACCUGUGGGGGAACUUCAGUACUUCCUAUAUCUUUCCUUUAUUCCUCACCUCAGGGAUGACUCUGGAUACCCCUAACCAGCUCGGGUGGGAAAAUGACCACUAUUUCUUGAGGAAGAGUGGACUGUCCUCUGGCCUGGUGACAGCCGCUCUCUAUGGGCGGCUGUAUGAGAGGGACUAGGUGGUGUGUGGUCGCUGGGAUGGGCUCCGCCAGCGCGCCUUUCCACAGGCCACAGACCCCACGUGCUGGGACCAUCUCUGCCCAGAGGGUGGGAAGCCACUUCCGUGGCACUGGAUCCCACCCUGGGAACUGUAAGGAGAUGGGAGAGGCAGUUCCUUCUUCCUUUCCACAUAAUGACUGAGACCUUUUCUGGUAUUUUCUAUUCACAUACUUUUUCAAGCCACACCUUCUUCCCACUACACAAUUGGUUUUAAAUGCUAAAAUAAAAAAAUAAACAUCGGUUGCUAUUUUACAGUUCCACA